Coregonus sp. 'balchen' is the source of this 13503-nucleotide messenger RNA. The record is from the annotation of a GenBank genome assembly. NCBI's taxonomy places the organism in Eukaryota, Metazoa, Chordata, Actinopteri, Salmoniformes, Salmonidae.
AUGUUAGUUACAAGUGCCUUAUCAGUCUUUCAAGACGUGUGUGUGUGGGUGUGAGUGUGUGUAUGUGUGUGUGUGUGUGUGGUGUGUGUGUGUGGUGUGUGUGUGUGGUGUGUCCGUGCACAUGCAGGCAUGUGAGUGUUGGAUUAGUUAUUCAGUUGGUUCAUUCUGAGGGUAAAAAUAAUCCUGUGAAUUAUUAACCUGGAUGAUUUUAUAGAGCAGAUGAGCUUCUCUCUAGAUCUCAACUCUUAGGACAUUAGGAGAGACUACUCUAGACAGCGUCGUUUCUUACAAACGCUUUUCCUUGGAUCCUGUUUCCACACGUUCUCUCUCCUUCCAUCCUCUGACGAGGAGAGGACGGGAGGAAAUUAUGGAAUCCAAUUGAGAAAGGGCCUAUGUGAAAAUGAACCAAGAGAGAGAGGGCGAAAAAGAGAGACCUUCUGAUUGGACAUCUCUGGUGUAUUCUAUAAUUACAAUAGCAUGAUUGUUGGAAGAUGAGAACCAUACAGUGUCAAUGUCCACACUUCCAUUGAAAACAACCUUUUGUCUCCCCUAGUGGUAUGAAUCGGGUACUGGAUGGACAGAUGGCCCUGUUGUCACCACCAGUGUUUCUUAGCCCUGCGUCCACAAAGCCUCUCGGAGUAGGAGCACUGAUCUAGGAUCAGUUUAGUCUCAUAUAGACCAUAAUGAAUAAGAUUAUAUGGACAGACCCUAGAUCCGCACCUAUUCUAUACUGAACAAAAGUAUAAACGCAACAUACAACAAAUUUCAACAAUUUUACUGAGUUACAGUUCACAUGAGGAAAUCAGUCAAUUGAAAUAAAUUAAUUAGGCCCUAAUCUAUGGAUUUCACAUAACUGGGCAUAGGCCCACCCACUGUGGAGCAAGGCCCAGUCAAACAUAAUUAGUUUUUCCCCACAAAAGGGAUUUAUUACAGAUAGAAAUACACCUCAGUUUCAUCAGCUGUCUUGGGUGGCUGGUCUCAGACGAUCCCGCAGGUGAAGAAGCCGGAUGUGGAGGCCCUGGGCUGGCGUGGUUACACGUGGUCUGCGGUUGUGAGGCCGGUUGGACGUACUGCCAAAUUCUCUAAAAUGGCGUUGGAGCCGGCUUAUGGUAGAGAAAUGAACAUUACAUUCUCUGGCAACAGCUCUGGUGGACAUUCCUGCAGUCAGCAUGCCAAUUGCACGCUCCCUCAAAACUGGAGACAUCUGUGGCAUUGUGUUGUGUGACAAAACUGCACAUUUUAGAGUGAUUUUUUAUUCUCCCCAGCACAAGGUGCACCUGUGUAAUGAUCAUGCUGCUUAAUCAGCUUCUUGAUAUGCCACACCUGUCAGGUGGAUGGAUAAUCUUGGCAGAGGAGAAAUGCUCACUAACAGGGAUGUAAAACAAAAUUGUGCCCAAAACUGGAGAGAAAUAAGCUUUUUGUGCGUAUGGAAAAUUUGUGGUAUCUUUUAUUUUCAGCUCGUGCAAAAAUGGGACCAACACUUUACAUGUUGUGUUUAUAUUUUGUUGUUCAGUGUAAGACCCUUUGUGGAUACAGGCCCUGGUCCUGGUUGUCACCUGUCUACACCAGUGUUUCUUCUUCCUGGUCCUGGGGAUGACCUCACAAAGGGGUCGUUGGUCGUUGUAGUUUUUGCCUUAGAACUACACUAAUCAACUUCAUCAUCAAACCUGUGAUUAGUGGAAUCAGGUGUACAGUGCAUUCGGAAAGUAUUCAAACCCCUUGACUUUUUCCACAUUUUGUUAUGUUACAGCCCUUAUUCUAAAAUAGAUUGAAUUGUCCCCCCCCCCCCUAUCAAUCUACACACAAUACCCGAUAAUGACAAAGCAAAAACAGGUUUUUACAAAUGUUUGCAAAUAAACAAAUAAGACUGAAAUAUCAUAUUUAUGUAAGUAUUCAGACCCUUUACUCAGUACUUUGUUGAAGCACCACAGAGAUUACAGCCUCGAGUCUUCUUGGGUAUGACGCCAGAGAAUCUUGUUUCUCAUGGUCAGAGAGUCUUUAGGUGCCUUUUGGCAAACUCCAAGCGGGCUGUCAUGUGCCCUUUACUGAGGAGUGGCUUCCGUCUGUCCACUCUACCAUAAAGGCCUGAUUGGUGGAGUGCUGCAGAGAUGGUUGUCCUUCUGGAAGGUUCUCCCAUCUCCACAGAGGAACUCUAGAGCUCUGUCAGAGUGACCAUCGGGUUCUUGGUCACCUUCCUGACCAAGGCCCUUCUCCCCCGAUUGCUCAGUUUGGCCGGGCGGCCAGCUCUAGGAAGAGUCUUGGUUGUUCGAAACUUCUUCCAUUUAAGAAAGAUAGAGGCCACUGUGUUCUUGGGGAUCUUCAAGGCGGCAGACAUUUUUUGGUACCCUUCCCCAGAUCUGUAUCUGUGCUUUGACACAAUCCUGGCUUUGUUUUUGCUCUGACAUGCACUGUCAACUGUGUCAACACGUUCCCAGUGGGUCAGAAGUUUACAUACACUCAAUUAGUAUUUGGUAGCAUUGCCUUUAAAUUGUUUAACUUGGGUCAAACAUUUUGGGUAGCCUUCCACAAGCUUCCCACAAUAAGUUGGGUGAAUUUUGGCCCAUUCCUCCUGACAGAGCUGUUGUAACUGAGUCAGGUUUGUAGGCCUCCUUGCUCGCACACGCUUUUUCAGUUCUGCCCACAAAUGUUCUAUAGGAUUGAGGUCAGGGCUUUGUGAUGGCCACUCCAAUACCUUGACUUUGUUGUCCUUAAGCCAUUUUGCCACAACUUUGGAUGUAUGCUUGGGGUCAUUGUCCAUUUGGAAGACCCAUUUGCGACCAAGCUUUAACUUCCUGACUGAUGUCUUGAGAUGUUGCUUCAAUAUAUUCACAUAAUCUUCCUCAUGAUGCCAUCUAUUUUGUGAAGUGCACAAGUCCCUCCUGCAGCAAAGCACCCCCACAGCAUGAUGCUGCCACCCCGUGCUUCACGGUUGGGAUGGUGUUCUUCGGCUUGCAAGUAACCCCGUUUUUCCUCCAAACAUAACGGUGGUCAUUAUGGCCAAACAGUUCUAUUUUUGUUUAAUCAGACCAGAGGACAUUUCUCCCAAAAGUACGAUCUUUGUCCCCAUGUGCAGUUGCAAACCGUAGUCUGGCUUUUUUAUGGCGGUUUUAGAACAGUGGCUUCUUCCUAGCUGAGCGGCCUUUCAGGUUAUGUCGAUAUAGGACUCGUUUUACUGUUGAUAUAGAUACUUCUGUACCUGUUUCCUCCAGCAUCUUCACAAGGUCCUUUGCUGUUGUUCUGGGAUUGAUUUGCAUUUUUCGCACCAAAGUACGUUCAUCUCUAGGAGACAGAACGCGUCUCCUUCCUGAGCGGUAUGACGGCUGCGUGGUCCCAUGGUGUUUAUACUUGCAUACUAUUGUUUGUACAGAUGAACGUGGUACCUUCAUGCAUUUGGAAAUUGCUCUCAAGGAUGAACCAGACUUGUGGAGGUCUACAAUUUGUGGUCUUGGCUGAUUUCUUUUCAUUUUCCUAUGAUGUCAAGCAAAGAGGCACUGAGUUUGAAGGUAGGCCUUGAAAUACAUCCACAGGUACACCUCCAAUUGACUCAAAUGAUGUCAAUUAGCCUAUCAGAAGCUUCUAAAGCCAUAAUAUCAUUUUCUGGAAUUUUCCAAUCUGUUUAAAGGCACAGUCAACUUAGUGUAUGUAAACUUCUGACCCACUGGAAUUGUGAUAUAGUGAAUUAUAUGUGAAAUAAUCUGUCUGUAAACAAUUGUUGGAAAAAUUACUUGUGUCAUGCACAAAGUAGAUGUCCUAACCGACUUGUCAAAACUAUAGUUUGUUAACGAGACAUUUGUGGAGUGGUUGAAAAACUGGUUUUAAUGACUCCAACCUAAGUGUAUGUAAACUUCUGACUUCAACUGUAGACAGGUGUGUGCCUUUCCAAAUCAUGUCCAAUCAAUGAAAUUACCACAAGUAGACUCCAAUCAAGUUGUAGAAACAUCUCAAGGAUGAUCAAUGGAAACAGGAUGCACCUGAGCUCAACUUCGAGUCUCAUAGCAAAGGGUCUGAAAACUUAUGUAAAAAAUGUAUUUUUGUUUUUUAUUUUAAAUACAUUUGCAAAAAUGUCCUAAACACCUGGUUUCGCUUUGUCAUUAUGGGGUAUUGUAUGUAGAUUGAUGAGGAAAAAAAAGUAAUGUAAUCCAUUUUAGAAUAAGGCUGUUACGUAACGAAAUGUGGAAAAAGGGAAGGGGUCUGAAUAUUUUCCGAAUGCUCUGUAUAGUGCUAGGGGAAAAAUAAAAAUGAGCAUCCCUUUACGUCCCGUGGACCAGGAUGAAAAAACACUGGUCUACACGUUUCAACAAGCGUGCUUUCUAUAGUAAAAGGAUUGGCUUCUUUUUCCUGUAGUGGAAUGUUGUAAUGGCCUCACAGAGGGAGUAGCUAUAGAAGUAGCAAUAAAAGCAACGCAAAGAUCUUUUAUAUUACGUGAGGCGUUGAUCUUCAACUAGGUUUAUUUAUGUCGGCUUCAUCAUCGACCCCAUUUUGCUGAGGUAGGCUUGGACUUUCCCGUAUAUAUGACAUCACAGUGAUCUCUUAUUUGAUUAUAACGUCUUUGUUCUUUAUAACUGUGUUAGAAGUUGUAUCUCUCAGGCCUGGCCAAUAGGAGACAAGAAGGCUGUGUUUACACAGGCAGCCCAAUUCUGAUCUUUACCCCCAAUUAUUGGCAAAGAGCUGAUCUGAUUAGACAAGAGACCAAUUAGUGAAAAAAGGAUCGGAAUUGUGCUGCCUGUGUAAACGCAUCCCAAGUGUCUCAAAUGGCAUCCUAUUACCUAUACAGUGCACUUAUUUUGACCUUAUGGGUCCUGGACAACAGUAGUACACUAUAGGAAUAUGGUGCCAUUUGAGAUCCACCCUAAAUUAAUAUUGACUGAUUCCAACUUCUUUGUUCUUUAGAACUUUGUUUCCAGUCUCCCAGACCUGGCGGAUAGGAGACAAGCUGUGUCUGUAGGUAAAGGGUUGGGACCAGUUUCCAGUCUCUCAGACCUGGCGGAUAGGAGACAAGCUGUGUCUGUAGGUAAAGGGUUGAGACCAGUUUCCAGUCUCCCAGACCUGGCGGAUAGGAGACAAGCUGUGUCUGUAGGUAAAGGGUUGAGACCAGUUUCCAGUCUCCCAGACCUGGCGGAUAGGAGACAAGCUGUGUCUGUAGGUAAAGGGUUGGGACCAGUUUCCAGUCUCUCAGACCUGGCGGAUAGGAGACAAGCUGUGUCUGUAGGUAAAGGGUUGGGACCAGUUUCCAGUCUCUCAGACCUGGCGGAUAGGAGACAAGCUGUGUCUGUAGGUAAAGGGUUGAGACCAGUUUCCAGUCUCCCAGACCUGGCGGAUAGGAGACAAGCUGUGUCUGUAGGUAAAGGGUUGGGACCAGUUUCCAGUCUCCCAGACCUGGCGGAUAGGAGACAAGCUGUGUCUGUAAGUAAAGGGUUGAGACCAGUUUCCAGUCUCCCAGACCUGGCGGAUAGGAGACAAGCUGUGUCUGUGGCCUCACACAGAUUAAACGGUUUGAAGUAGCAAUCAAAGUAACAUGAGAAUCUUUUAUGAGGCAUUGAUUGAUGAUCAACUAGGGUUAUUGUUUUAGUUGUUUAUCCUUCUGGCUAUUGACCCUGUUUUGGUAAGCUUGUACUUUCCAGUAAAUUCCAUCACACUUUCCUGUAAAAGAAGCACUAAAUCAUUAUUGUUCAAAACAAGUUUGUUCCUUAUAGCUUUGUUUACGGUUAUGUGUCUCAGACGUGGCAGAUAAGAACACGUGGAUCUCUCAGAGCUGGGAUAAAUAGUGUUGAGGGUUGGUAGCAUAAAGAACCCCCAGGAUCCUUCACUGAGACCUCUCUGCGGCAGGUAACUCAACAUUCACUUCUGAUAAUACUGUAAUAUGGGAUAACGUCAUUCAUUUGUGAUGACAAGUUUGUUGCGUGAUAUACUUUAAUGGAAACCUCCAUUACAAGUUGUAGUAUGUCAUCAUAUAUGUCUUACCUUUUUAAGUAUAUUUAAAGUAUAACAUUUUGGUGAUCGGUUGAUGUCUCUCUCUCUCUCUCUCUCUCUCUCGUCUUCCCCAUAGACAUGUUGUCCUGUGUUGUUCUUCCUCUCUGGUUUCCUCUCUCCUCUCUCUCUCUUCCCACAGACAUGUGUGUCCUGGUUUUCCCUCUGGGUGUCAUCUCUCUCUCUCUUCUUCACCAUAGACAUGUGUUCCUGUGUUAUCCUCUGGUUCUCUCUCUCUAUCUCUCUCUCUUCCCCAUAGACAUGUGUCAUGUGUUCUCCUUGGUCUCUCUCUCUCUUCUAUCUUCCCAUUAGACAUGUUGUCCUGUGUUAUCCUUGGGCUCUCUCCUCUCUCUCUCUUCCCAGUGGGACAUGGCCCUUUGUUCCCCUUCUGGUUUUGGGGGGGGGUUUUCUCUCUCUCUUUCUUUCCCAUAGGACAUGUUGCCUGGUUUCCUGGUUGUCUCUCUCUCUCUCUCUCUCUUCCCCAAACAUGUUGUCUCUGUGUUCUCCUCUGGUUGUUCUCCUCUUCUCUUCCCCAAGACAUUGUUGUUGUGUUCCUCGGGUUUGGUCCCCCAUUCUCUCUCUUCCCCAUGACAUGUGUCUGUGUUCCCCUUUGGUUUCUUCUCUCUUCUCUCUCUUCCCCUAGACAUGUUGUCCUGUGUUCCCCUCUGGUUCCUCUCUCUCUCUCUCCCUUUAGACAUGUUGUCCUGUGUUCUCCUCUGGUUCUCUCUCUUUUCUUCUCUCUUCCCCAAAGACAUGUUGUCCUGUGUUCUCCCCCUGGGGGUCUCCUCUCUCCUCUCUCUUCUCCAUAGAAUUUUGUCCUGGUUCUCCUGGUGCUCUCUCUCUCUCUUCCUUCCCAGGGACAUGUUGUCCUGUGUUCUCCUCUGGUGUCUUCUCUCUCUCUUUUUCCCCAUAGACAUGUUGUCCGUGUUCUCCUUGUUGUCUUCCCCCUCUCUCUUUUUUCCCCAUAGACUUGUUUGCCUGUGUUCUCCUCUGGGGGUCCUCUCUCUCUCUCUCUUCCCUAGACAUGUGUCCGUGUCUCCUUGGUUGUCUCUCCUUCUCUCUCUCUUCCCCAUAGACAUGUUGCCCUGUUUUCUCCUCUGGUUGUCUCCUUCUUUUCCCAUAGACAUGUUCCUUGUUCUCCUCUGGUGUUCUCUCUCUUCUCUCUCUCUCUCUCUCUCCCAUAGACAUGCUGUCCUGUGUUCUCCUCGGUUUUUUCUCUCUCUCUUUUCUUCCCCAUGGGGAAUGUUGCCCUGUGUUCUCCUCGGGUUUUGUCUACUCUCUCUCUUCCCCAUAGACAUGUGUCCUUGGUUCCCCUUUCGGUUGUCUUCUCUCUCUCUCUCUUCCCCAUAGACAUGUUGUCCUGUGUUCUCCUCUGGUGUCUCUCUCUCUCUCUCUCUCUUCCCCAUAGACAUGUUGUCCUGUGUUCUCCUCUGGUUGUCUCUCUCUCUCUCUCUCUCUUCCCCACAGACAUGUUGUCCUGUGUUCUCCUCUGGUUGUCUCUCUCUCUCUCUCUCUCUUCCCCAUAGACAUGUUGUCCUGUGUUCUCCUCUGGUUGUCUCUCUCUCUCUCUCUCUUCCCCAUAGACAUGGUGUCCUGUGUUCUCCUGUUGUUGAUGUUUCCUCUACUGAUGGUUGAACAUGCAUCAUGUACACCUACAACUAACUCAACUUCAAUACCUCAACUUGGUAAGAUAUUGACCUUCUCACUUAUUCACUGCUCUAAUUUACUAUAAACUAUAUUGUCCAUUUGUUACGGCGAACAACGACCCUCCCCACCCCCCUCCCAGAUAGCAUACCACACACACCGUUGUGUACUGUAAUUUAUAUGUAUACAAGCAGCCAUACCUCAGGUGAAUAAUUUCCAUACUAUUGUAGGACCAGUAUGGAAAUAGGCCUCCAGGCUCUAUAGGGUUUUAUCCUCUGUAGUGUUUAAUGUUGUUUCCAGCUGGCCUCCAGGCUCUAUAGGGUUUUAUCCUCUGUAGUGUUUAAUGUUGUUUCCAGCUGGCCUCCAGGCUCUAUAGGGUUUUAUCCUCUGUAGUGUUUAAUGUUGUUUCAAGCUGGCCUCCAGGCUCUAUAGGGUUUUAUCCUCUGUAGUGUUUAAUGUUGUUUCCAGCUGGCCUCCAGGCUCUAUAGGGUUUUAUCCUCUGUAGUGUAUAAUGUUGUUUCCAGCUGGCCUCCAGGCUCUAUAGGGUUUUAUCCUCUGUAGUGUAUAAUGUUGUUUCCAGCUGGCCUCCAGGCUCUAUAGGGUUUUAUCCUCUGUAGUGUUUAAUGUUGUUUCCAGCUGGCCUCCAGGCUCUAUAGGGUUUUAUCCUCUGUAGUGUGUAAUGUUGUUUCCAGCUGGCCUCCAGGCUCUAUAGGGUUUUAUCCUCUGUAGUGUUUAAUGUUGUAAUGAUGUUUCCAGCUGGCCUCCAGGCUCUAUAGGGUUUUAUCCUCUGUAGUGUUUAAUGUUGUAAUGUUUUCUCCAGCAGACUGCUGCUUCUAAUUAUCAGACUCACAACUAAUUCAACUUCACUGUCUCAACUUGGUGUGACACUCACACACACACACACGCACGCACGCACACACACACACACACACACACACACACACACACACACACACACGCACGCUCACACACACGCAUGCACACACACACACGCACGCACGCACGCACGCACACACACACACACGUGCUUAUCAAGUAUUUGAACAUUUAAAUGUACAUACAAAACAACUUUCCUCUUAUCUUGGUGAUAUUCCCGUUCCAGAAGCAGUGCAGGCGGUCCAUGAGGGCAGACGUGCAGUCGGAGCCAGAACAGACUUCAACAGUUUGGACAGACUGAGGAACAGAACACGAUACGUUGCCAGGAGCUGUAAAGAAAUAAAGGACAGAUAUAACCAACAUGAAGGUAAGAAACAUUUUUUUAUGUGAUAAUAAUCAUAUAUUAACAAUAUAUGCCAUUUAAACAGACGCUUUUAUCCAAAGCGACUUACAGUUAUUGCGUGCAUACAUUUUCACAUGGGGUUGCCCCAGUGGGAUAUAAACUCACAAUCCUAUUGUUGCCUUGCUCUGAGUCACACAGGACCAUCCAUGUUUAUAACUGCUGUACACUGCAGUGCUGCAUAUGAAAUAACUAUUAAUGUCUGAUCACUCAGAUUACAACAGAAAGAAUAGCAGUGCCAAUCUUGUACUGUGUAUCUGUCGCCACCCGGUGGUUGUGUUUGGUGUUGCAUGUACAGUACAUUGAGUAUCACCAUGGUUAUAAAGAAUUUACUUAUCACAUUUGGGCAGCUAUAUUUCGUUAUAUUUAGAUAUGUGUAUCAAUAUAUGUAGAUAUUUACUUUGUUAUAUUUACAUAUAUAUUAGUAUAUUUAGGUAUACACUUGAAUAUAUGUAAGCAUAUAGUUCAAUAUAUUGUUAAAUGCUUUAAUAUAUGCAGUUAUGUAUUUCAAUAUAUGUAUUUAUAUAUUUCAAUAUCUGUAGUUAUGUAUAUUUUCAAUAUAUGUCGAUAUAUCAAAAAGAAAGCAGGACCAAGGCACUCUUCAUAUAAUUAAAUAAAAUGCCUUUAUUAGUAUGGCGUGUUCAAUAGAAACAAAUAUUUUUUUUUUAUCCGACGCGUUUCGGCAUAUGAAGAGCGCCUUGGUCCUGCUUUCUUUUUGAUGACCAAUUCACCCCUUUGACCAAAGAGCACCUUCUGUCUACCAACAUCUACUACUGUGUCCCUUAGUAGCGCUUCCCUUCCUCCUCUUUCUAUAUGUUUUGCCCAUUGGCAAUAAGUUCCCAUGUUAUUUUGUCCAAAAAAACAGGUAAUAUCGCUUCCUCCUCUUUCUACUAGUAUGUGGUGGAUAUAUCGUUGUAAUAUAUUUCUCUGUCUGUCAGAUGGUCUGUACUAUCUGACCACAGCCAGCGGGGUGAUGUACCAGACCUUCUGUGACAUGACCACAGCGGGCCGCGGCUGGACCCUGGUGGCGAGCGUGCACGAGAACAACAUGUAUGGGAAGUGCACGGUGGGCGACCGCUGGUCCAGUCAGCAGGGUAGUAACCCCAACCGGCCAGACGGAGAGGGGAACUGGGCCAACAGGGCCACCUUUGGAACAGCAGAGGGCGCCACCUCUGAUGACUUCAAGGUAGAGCGACUUGUUUUGUCUUGUCUAGUCUAGACGGUCUAGUCUCAAUCGCGUUUUUCUAGAUCAUCUAGUGUUGUCUAGUCUAGAUCUCUUUUUCUAGAUCCACCUCAUGGACUGUACAGUCAGGCGUCAGAUUGCUAUAUCAUAUGAUGGGGUUUAAGCUGAUAUGUUAAAUAGAUGAUCAGAUUGCUGUAUCAUAUGAUGUGGUUUAAUCUGAUAUGUUAAAUGGAUGAGCAGAUUGCUAUAUCAUAUGAUUGGGUUUAAUCUGAUAUGUUAAAUGGAUGAUCAGAUUGCUAUAUCAUAUGACGGUGUUUAAGCUGAUAUGUUAAAUAGAUGAUCAGAUUGCUAUAUCAUAUGAUGGGGUGUAAACUAAUACGUUGAAAACCUAUACAGCAGGGUUGAGAAAAAAAAUCCAUUUCAAUUCCAGUCUAUCCAGAAAGUAAACCAAAUUACAAUUCCAAAUUCUUCCCAUUGGAACGCAUUGAAGAGAAUUGGAAUUGGAAUUUCAGUGCAUUUCCUGAAUUGACUGGAAUUGGAAUGGAAUUGUGUUAUGCAAGACAUUAAUACAUCUCCUCCCCUCUCACUCAGAACCCUGGGUAUUAAUACAUAUCCUGUCUCCCUCAGAACCCUGGUUAUUAAUACAUAUCCUCCCCUCUCCCUCAUAACCCUGGGUAUUAAUAAAUCUCCUCCUGUCUCCCUCAGAACCCUGGGUAUUAAUACAUUUCCUCCUGUUUCCUUCAGAACUCUGGGUAUUAAUACAUCUCCUCCUGUCUCCCUCAGAACCCUGGGUAUUAAUACAUCUCCUCCUGUCUCCUUCAGAACCCUGGGUAUUAAUACAUCUCCCUCUGUCUCCCUCAGAACCCUGGGUAUUAAUACAUCUCCUCCUGUCUCCCUCAGAACCCUGGGUAUUAAUACAUCUCCUCCCCUCUCCCUCAGAACCCUGGGUAUUAAUACAUUUCCUCCUGUCUCCUUCAGAACUCUGGGUAUUAAUACAUCUCCUCCCCUCUCCCUCAGAACCCUGGGUAUUAAUACAUAUCCUCCUGUCUCCCUCAGAACCCUGGAUAUUAAUACAUCUCCCUCUGUCUCCCUCAGAACCCUGGGUAUUAAUACAUAUCCUGUCUCCCUCAGAACCCUGGGUAUUAAUACAUCUCAUGUCUCCCUCAGAACCCUGGGUAUUAAUACAUCUCCUCCCCUCUCCCUCAGAACCCUGGGUACUAAUACAUCUCUUCCUGUCUCCCUCAGAAGAUUAAUUCAUCUCCACCUGUCUCCCUCAGAACCCUGGGUAUUAAUAAAUAUCCUCCUGUCUCCCUCAGAACCCUGGGUAUUAAUACAUCUCCUGUCUCCCUCAGAACCCUGGGUAUUAAUACAUCUCCCUCUGUCUCCCUCAGAACCCUGGGUAUUAUGACAUCGUGGCGGAGGACAUGUCUGUGUGGCACGUCCCCAACAACUCUCCUUUGGAACACUGGAACCUGGCCUCCAUCCUGCGCUACCACACAGAGAGACGCUUCCUCACCCUGCAAGGAGGCAACCUGCACCAACUCUUCAAGGUAUCACUCAGACACACACGCACCUACACACAGACACGCACGUACACACACACACGCACCUACACACAGACACACACGCACCUACACACAGACACAGACACGCACGUACACACACGCGUACAAAAUACGCAUGCACGUAAACACACACACACACACGUACACACACACACCCGCACACACACACAGUUCAAUGCACGCAUUCUUGUUGUAUUUACUUACACAGGUGCUAGAGGUAGUUCGGUCCACAUUAUGAAUAACUUUGACAAACUAAUGCAUCAAGCUGAUGCCUAGGCUUUAGCUCAGUAGGCUAACACAGUCUCGUGGCUCACCCACUUGGUCACCCAGAUGGGUGCUUGAUUAAAGCUCGACAUGAAUGAUAUUGUGUUCUAAUGUGCCAGACCCAUCCAGUGAGGUACAACGUGGGGUCUUGCAGCGACAGAGGACCAUCCAUUCCUGUUGUCUAUGACCAUGGAGACACGGAGACCACCAGAGAGCUGUAUGGACCCAACGUAAGAAGUAUGGGGCUUCUUUAAUUUGAUCAACCAUGAGCUAAUGAAAGAGAGCGAUGAAUGCACUGAAAUGAAAUAUAUCUGUAGACAUGUAUUAACACGUCUUUCUUCAACUAAAGAAAGUAUGUGACUUUUAUUUAAUCAUAUUUUAUCCACCAUGACACACAGAAAUAAUAGAAUGGUGAAUCAAACUAAAUAUACACCUGUAGAUAACAACAACUUUACUGUGAUUAAGUUUACACAGAAGGGAAAUGUGUCUAUGGAAUAAAUGACCUGGCUUGUAGACAUUCAUAUCAUGUGUCUGUGAUGUUUUCUUUUCUCCUAAAGAUGAGUUUCAACCUGGCUUCAUCACGUUCAGAGCGAUAAACAACGAACGAGCAGGCCAUGGCCAUCUGUUCUGGGGUCAAACCAACCGGCUGCAACACUGAACAUGUGAGUUAAAAGGAAGAAUCGUGGUAUUCUUUUAAGACAAAUAAUUGCUGUGUGUGUAUUGUGUUGUGCAAGCAUUUAAAUGACAUGUAUGAGUCCAUCUGUUUCAUAACCUGUGUGUGUGUGUGUGUGUGUGUGUGUGUGUGUGUGUGUGUGUGUGUGUGUGUGUGUGUGUGUGUGUGUGUGUGUGUGUGUGUGUGUGUGUGCAGUAUUGUAUAGGUGGUGGUGGACACUUCCCUAGCGAUGCUCCCAGACAGUGUGGUGACUUCACUAGCUUUGACUGGGAUGGUUACGGGACCAACAUAGGCUGGAGUGCGUCCAGGGAGAUCACCGAAGCUGCUGUGCUGCUCUUCUACCGUUAAAUUCCAUCCAAUAAACUUUUACUAUAUUCUAUACACUGUAAAGAAUAAAACUUUAUUGUCCAAAGAAAACUAACCAUUCCAUGAUAUUGUAUAGAAAAUUAACCAUUCCAUGAUGUUGAAUAGAAAACUAAGCAUUCCAUGGAUAUUGUAUAGAAAAUUAACCAUUCCAUGAUGUUGAAUAGAAAACUAACCAUUCCAUGAUAUUGAAUACAAAACUAACCAUUCCAUGAUAUUGUAUAGAAAACUAACCAUUCCAUGACAUUGUAUAGAAAACUAACCAUUCCAAGGUAUUGUACAGAAAACUAACCAUUCCAAGGUAUUGUAUAGAAAACUAACCAUUCCAUGGUAUUGUACAGAAAACUAACCAUUCCAUGGUAUUGUAUAGAAAACUAACCAUUCCAUGGUAUUGUAUAGAAAACUAACCAUUCCAUGGUAUUGUAUAGAAAACUAACCAUUCCAUGGUAUUGUAUAGAAAACCCCCCCCCCCCUAACCAUUCCCAUGAUAUGUGUAUAGAAAACUAACCAUUUUUUCCAUGGUAAUUUUGUUUAAUAGAAAACUAACCAUUCCAUGGUAUUGUAUAGA